Messenger RNA from Filobasidium floriforme, 2097 nucleotides. RefSeq lists its product as uncharacterized. NCBI's taxonomy places the organism in Eukaryota, Fungi, Basidiomycota, Tremellomycetes, Filobasidiales, Filobasidiaceae. The coding region runs from base 93 to 1937 and encodes 614 amino acids. Gene Ontology annotation, biological process: mitotic G2 DNA damage checkpoint signaling; DNA replication initiation; mitotic DNA replication checkpoint signaling. The transcript is spliced from 8 exons. The record is from RefSeq and is a predicted model, not a curated record.
CCCUUGACAUCCUAUACUCUCACCUAAUCUCGAAAGAAACACAUACUCUUGACUCUUGUAUCAUACCUUUCCACUGACAUAGCUGCGUCCCGAUGGCCUCCCUCGGCCGAGCCCGACGCGGCCACCUCUCGAACAAGGUAGCCAACGUCAAACUCCGCCCGGCCCCGGCUCAAGCUCAGGAUGCAGGCAAGAGGAAAUCCAGGUUCGAAGCCGAGGAGUACGAGGUAAACAUGAUGGACAGGGAACAUGUCAGGAGGUUGGAGGAUGAAGAUGCUCUAGACGACCACGACCUCGAACUAGCCCAUUCCCGCCCGACCUUGCCAUUCUUGAACCAAGUCAUCUCAUACACGGGCCUCACAUGGGAAAGGGCCGCCCUGUCAGACAAGCUGAGGGCGAUGGGGGUGAAGUAUAUCCACAUGGACUUGACGCUGGAUUGCACGGCGUUGAUCAGUCGAGGGCAUGAGAGCGUCAAAUACGAACGCUCGGUGGAAUACCGGAUCCCGAUCUUCCGGCCCGACUGGAUAGACGCCGUCCACGAGAUCUGGUUGAGCGGGUUGGAAGUCCCGCCGAUUCAUACGAUGACGAGGUACAAGUUGGAAGCGUUUGCAGGGCUUACGAUCGCCGUCUCUGGGAUUGAACCUCCCGAAGUCCGUCAGAACAUGAUCCAAAAGAUCGGCGAUCUAGGCGGGAAAUACUCGCCCUCGCUCAACAGGGAGUGCACCCACCUCGUCGUCGCUCAUCCCAAACCCGACUCUGCUGGACCCGACCCGCUCGCUUCGGCCAAGGUGCGGUGGGCUUUUCAGGUCAAUGCUCAGGCGAGGGAAGAGCGGGAACACUGGGCUCUUCAGGAAGACGCUUGGCGACGCCGCGGAGGCGGAGGUGGAAUUGGCGAGGAUGGUAUCGGGAUGGAUAUGUCGAUGGCAGGUCGGGACAAGGAGCGGGAACGAGGCAUCAAGGUCGUCUGGGAAGGUUGGUUCUGGGACUGCCUACAUUUCGACGGAAGGUUCAAGGAGGACGCUUGGAAUGCCGAGGAGGUCUCGGAGCCGCCGGGGUACGAGCAGAGUUAUCGGUAUCGAGAGCAAGUACGGAAAGCCAAGCAGAGGGACGAUAUGGACAGGGCACGGCGAGCUAUGCAAGCCGCCAUGACCACGACGACCUCGAACGUGAAUACGGACUCGCCAGACUCGUUUGGCUCGAGACCACCGCCUCAGCCGCAACCGCACGAGCUGAGCAUGCUCGACAUGGAAGAAUUGCGUGCGAAACCUGAAGAGCUCGAACCGGCCUUGAUCAGGAAACGACCACGGGAAAGUCAGAUUGGCAUACCGGCGAGGCGGACAAAGAGCUCGGCAGCAGGGCCUGGAGGUUUGGUAGAUGACCUGAUCGCCAGCGUCAGUCAUCGAGACGAUCGGAAUCAGGGGAAGAACGGGGAAGAUGGGGCGGAGGUGGUUGUCAAGGCGGAACCUGGCGACAAGCGAUCAUCGAAGCCGGGCUCGAGGUCACCGUCACCAGAGACGGCGAGGAAACGAGCACGAACAGCCAGAGCUCAGCCGACCGACAGCAUGAGCGCGACCACAUGGGCGCCUCGGGACUCGGCUGUCGAUAUUCAGCGGACGAGAUCGUCCAUGAUCAACUCCAGCCGCGAUCGAGCGUUUGCACAGGAUCAACCGGGUCCGAGCAAGCCCGCCGUCUUUCCCUCUACCUCUACUACCAAAGAACCCGCUUCGUCAGCGACGGUACCCUCGACCUCGUCCAAGGCCAAAGACUUGAGCAUGCCGCCUAGCCGGCAAAUGUCGACAAACAGCUCAAACUAUGACCCGACGGUCUUUGAAGGGUUGACGUUUACGCAUCAGAUCGAAGGCCCCGUCGAGCUGUUUGAAGAUGCGGUGAGGGGGAUGGGAGGGACGUUGGUCCCUUAUGCGCGAUGGCAGGAUGAAUGAACUCGCAACCGCCCGAACCGACGUUCGCCGCCAAUAGUCAGGUGGUCACGGAAUGUUGGAUCGAGCGGUGUUUAAAAGAACGCAGGUUGUGUCCACCGGAUGAUUCCGUGGUGUUUCGGCCGCUGUCUAAACCGAUGCCUAUACAAGGUAUCGGAGGCCA